Molecule: messenger RNA, 1302 nt
Organism: Penicillium lagena
Lineage: Eukaryota; Fungi; Ascomycota; Eurotiomycetes; Eurotiales; Aspergillaceae
Product: histidinol dehydrogenase family protein
Exons: 2
Coding region: 1-1302 (433 amino acids)
Biological process (GO): L-histidine biosynthetic process
Cellular component (GO): cytoplasm
Molecular function (GO): NAD binding; metal ion binding; histidinol dehydrogenase activity
Source: RefSeq, a predicted model, not a curated record
AUGGUUCUGAGAUUGAAAGAACCAAACCGCUGGAGCGGACCUGGAUCGGCUCCAGUGACGGAUGUGCCUGCCAUAGUUCGUUCCGUCAUCGACGAUAUUCGUACCAGAGGCGAUGACGCCGUGAGAGCUUACUCGGAGAAAUUCGACAAAUGGAGUCCCAGCAGCUUCAAGCUUUCACAAGAUGAGAUACAACAAAUCAUUUCCACUGUGCCUCAGCAGAUCAUCGAUGAUAUCAAGAAGGCCCAAGAGAAUGUGCGCGUCUUUGCUCUGGCUCAGAAAGCAUCGCUCAAGGACUUUGAGCUGGAGAUCCGCCCCGGAGUACAUCUAGGACAGAAGAAUAUCCCCAUCAGCUCUGUUGGCGCCUAUAUUCCCGGCGGUCGAUAUCCUCUUCUAGCAUCGGCGCAUAUGACGAUUCUUACAGCCAAAUGCGCUGGUGUGCCUCAUGUAGUCGCCUGUACGCCGCCGAUCGCCGGAAAGAUCCCCGCGAACACCGUUGCGGCAAUGCACUACGCAGGGGCGGAUGAGAUUUACCUUCUGGGUGGCGUGCAGGCCAUCGCGGCCAUGGCUAUAGGAACAUCAACAAUGAAGAAGGUUGAUUUCAUUGCUGGUCCGGGCAAUGCCUUUGUUGCGGAGGCGAAACGCCAGCUGUUUGGGGUAGAAAUAGGCAUUGAUCUCCCUGCCGGCCCAACAGAGAUUCUAAUUGUGGCCGAUGAGCACGCGGAUCCAUUUGUAGUUGCGACCGACCUCUUAUCGCAAGCCGAGCACGGCAUUGAUUCUCCCGCGGUGCUGAUCACCAAUUCGCAGAGCGUGGGUGAGAAAACGAUCCAGGAAGUUGACCGUCUUCUCAAGAUUCUUCCCACUGCUGACGUUGCUGGGGUGUCCUGGGACCGACUAGGAGAGGUCAUUGUCGUCGAAGACUUGGGUCAAGCCUAUAAGCUCGCGGAUGAAUUCGCGUUUGAGCAUGUUCAGAUUCUGACGCAGAUGCCACGGGAAGCACUGGAGAAGAUGUCCAACUACGGGGCGCUUUUCCUAGGUGAGAAGACGUGCGUUUCAUACGGCGACAAGUGCAUCGGCACCAACCACGUCCUUCCAACUCGUGGGGCGGCACGGUUUACUGGGGGCCUGUGGGUUGGAAAGUACUUGAAGACGGUUACAUAUCAGGAAGUGACGUCGCCCGAGGAGAGUGGCGAGCUGGGGCGUCUCUGUGGCCGGGCAGCUCGUGCAGAAAACUUCGAGGGCCAUGCGCGUUCUGGAGACGUUCGCGCUCAUCAGUAUUUAAAUGACAAGUUCGAGUGGAUAUAA